GCUGUCCCCCGGCUGUCCCCCGGCCGGCGGUGGAGGCCUCCCCAUUCAAACGGCGCGGGCCAAUGAGGGCUGGGCGCGCCGCCCGUUCAAACGCCGCGGCCCGCUCCGCCUCCGCCUCCCGCCUCCCGCCUCCCGACGCGGGCCGGGCCGGCCGGGCGGUGAACCUGCUGCCAGGGCGACGGGCAGCAACACCGACGCUUCGGGUUCCGCGGCCGCCAUGCAGCGCUCCCUGCACCGCGUGGCCCUCGGGAGCCGGCGCGCCCGCCCCGGCCUGUCCUUCUACCUCGCCACCUUCGGUCAGCUGAAGCUGUCGAUCGAUGCCCGGGACCGGGUUCUGCUGCUCCACAUCAUAGAAGGCAAAGGCCUGAUGAGCAGAGAGCCUGGCAUCUGUGAUCCCUACGUGAAGAUUUCUUUGAUCCCAGAAGAUAAUCGACUACGUCGCCAGAAGACGCAGACGGUCCCAGACUGCAGAGAGCCAGUCUUCCACGAGCACUUCUUCUUUCCUGUCCAAGAGGAAGAUGAACAGAAGCGCCUUCUGGUCACUGUGUGGAAUAGGGCAGGUGACUCCAGGCAGAGUGGACUCAUUGGCUGCAUGAGCUUUGGGGUGAAGUCUCUCCUGACUCCGGACAAGGAAAUCAGUGGCUGGUACUACCUUCUGGGGGAAGACCUGGGCCGGACCAAACACCUGAAGGUGGCCAGGCGGCGGCUGCGGCCCCUGAGAGACCCACUGCUGAGAACGCCAGGAUGUGGGGACGCUGAGAACGGGGAGAAACUCAAGAUCACCAUCCCGAGGGGGAAGGACGGCUUUGGCUUCACCAUCUGCUGUGACUCUCCGGUUCGAGUCCAGGCAGUGGAUUCUGGAGGUCCAGCGGAGCGGGCAGGGCUGCAGCAGCUGGACACUGUGCUGCAGCUGAACGAGAGGCCCGUGGAGCACUGGAAAUGCGUGGAGCUGGCCCAUGAGAUCCGGAGCUGCCCCAGUGAGAUCAUCCUGCUUGUGUGGCGCAUGGUCCCCCAGGUCAAGCCGGGGCCGGACGGCGGGGUCCUGCGGCGGGCCUCCUGCAAGUCGACACAUGACCUCCAGUCACCCCCCAAUAAGCGGGAGAAGAAUUGCACCCACGGGGCCCAGGCACGGCCCGAGCAGCGCCACAGCUGCCACCUGGUGUGUGACAGCUCAGAUGGGCUGCUGCUCGGCGGCUGGGAACGCUACACCGAGGUGGCCAAGCGUGGGGGCCAGCAUACCCUGCCUGCGCUGUCCCGGGCCACGGCCUCCACGGACCCCAACUACAUCAUCUUGGCCCCAUUGAACCCCGGGAGCCAGCUGCUGCGACCUGUGUACCAGGAGGAUGCCAUCCCUGAAGAAUCAGGUAGUCCCAGUAAAGGGAAGUCCUACACGGGCCUGGGGAAGAAGUCCCGGCUGAUGAAAACAGUGCAGACCAUGAAGGGCCACGGGAACUACCAGAACUGCCCGGUCAUGAGGCCGCAUGCCCCACACUCAAGCUAUGGCACCUACGUCACCCUGGCCCCCAAAGUCCUCGUGUUUCCAGUCUUUGUUCAGCCUUUAGAUCUCUGUAACCCUGCCCGGACACUCCUGUUGUCUGAGGAGCUGCUGCUGUACGAGGGGAGGAACAAGGCUGUGGAGGUGACGCUGUUUGCCUACUCGGACCUGCUGCUCUUCACCAAGGAAGAUGAGCCGGGCCGCUGCAAUGUCCUGAGGAACCCCCUCUACCUCCAGAGCGUGAAGCUGCAGGAAGGUUCUUCAGAAGACCUGAAAUUCUGUGUGCUGUACCUAGCAGAGAAGGCAGAGUGCUUAUUCACUUUGGAAGCGCACUCGCAGGAGCAGAAGAAGAGAGUGUGCUGGUGCCUGUCGGAGAACAUCGCCAAGCAGCAACAGCUGGCCGCUUCGCCCCUGGAGAGCAAGGGAUGGAAAGCUGAGGCCACUAAGGAGGAAGGAACUCACCUGGGUUCUGCAGAAUCCCCCAUGAACUUGAACUUGAGGAAUACCUGCUGUGACCUGCCCCACCUCACCACUUGCAGCACAUGCCCCAAGAACAAGGCUAGUGCCACCAGGAAGAGCCAGAUGUUUGAGCCAGAGGCAGAUGAGAAGCGAGAGAUGCCCUUGGAGGAGGGGAAGGGGCUGGGUGCCGAGGACCCCCCGCCCAGCAAGGACCCCUCUCCUGGCCAGGAGCCUCCUUCAGGACAAGACGUACCCCACAACAAGGACUCCUCUUCCGGUGAAGAGCCUUCUCCUGGCCAAGAAUCACUGUCCAGCAAAGACUCACCUUCCUGCAAGGAACCUCCUCCAGGCCAGGAGCCCUCGCCAAGCAAGGACUCCCCACCAUGCCAGGAACCCCCCGCAGCCCUGGCCCUCCCUCUCUGCCAGGACCUUCCCGCUGGGCAAGAGCCCCCUCCCAGCCAAGACCUCCCUGUCACCCAGGAUGCCUCUGCUCAGGAGCUUGCACCCAGUCAAGACGUGCCCCCCAGCCAGGUUCCCCCACCGGCUGAGGAGACCACAAGCUCUGGGGACCCACCAGCAGCCUCCAGGGACCCGCCUGUGGCCCCCAGGCCAACCUUCGUGAUCCCCGAGGUCCGGCUGGACAGUGCUUACAGCCAGAAGGCCGGGGCGGAGGGGGGCAGCCCGACCGAGGAGGAGGAGGACGCCGAGGAGGCUGAGGAGGGGGACGAGGGGGACGAGGAGGAGGAGGAGGACGACGACACGAGUGAUGACAACUACGGAGAGCGCCGCGAGGCCAAGCGCAGCAGCAUGAUCGAGGGGGGCCAGGCCGAGGGCGGCCUCUCCCUGCGGGUGCAGAACUCCCUGCGGCGCCGGACGCACAGCGAGGGCAGCCUGCUGCAGGAAGCCCGCGGGCCCUGCUUCGCCUCCGACACCACCUUGCACUGCUCGGACGGGGAGGGCGCCGCGUCCACCUGGGCCAUGCCUUCGCCCCGCACCCUCAAGAAGGAACUGGGCCGCAACGGUGGCUCCAUGCACCACCUCUCCCUCUUUUUCACAGGACACAGGAAGAUGAGCGGGGCUGACACAGUUGGGGAUGAUGAUGAAGCCUCUCGGAAGAGAAAGAGCAAAAACCUGGCCAAGGACAUGAAGAACAAGCUGGGCAUCUUCAGGCGGAGGAACGAGUCUCCCGGGGCCCAGCCGGCGGGCAAGGCAGACAAAAUGGUCAAGUCAUUCAAGCCCACCUCAGAGGAAGCCCUCAAGUGGGGUGAGUCCUUGGAGAAGCUGCUGCUUCACAAAUAUGGGUUAGCCGUGUUCCAGGCCUUCCUUCGCACCGAGUUUAGUGAGGAGAACCUGGAAUUCUGGCUGGCAUGUGAGGACUUCAAGAAGGUCAAGUCACAGUCCAAGAUGGCGGCCAAGGCCAAGAAGAUCUUUGCUGAGUAUAUCGCCAUCCAGGCGUGCAAGGAGGUAAACCUGGACUCCUACACCCGAGAGCACACCAAGGACAACCUGCAGAGUGUCACCCGGGGCUGCUUCGAUCUGGCGCAGAAGCGCAUCUUUGGGCUCAUGGAAAAAGACUCGUAUCCACGCUUCCUCCGCUCUGACCUCUACCUGGACCUCAUUAACCAGAAGAAGAUGAGUCCCCCACUUUAGGGGCUGCCAGGGUCGAGCCCCGUGUUCACACCAGGCGGGCUGGGCCCCCUUCCCACCUGCCUCUCUCCCUCUGCGACGGAGGGGGCAAGCAAGCCCCCAGAGGCUGUGUCUCCGGAUGGACAGACGGGCAUUCGGAUGAGAGACCUGGACCGAGAGAGGCCCAGGCCACCGGAGGAGCAGAAGGACUGGCCCCGUUGGGUCCCCACUGCCCCGGUACGAGGGGGCCCGAGGGCCCUGGCAGGUCAGGGGCCCUGGCUGAGCCAGACCUGGAGCUGCUGCUCUGUGCUGCGUAGACUCAGCAUUGACCAAGUUCCUUAAAGAACUGGCUGAUGGGGCAGGGGGCCUGGCUGUGGGCUCCAGGGAUCUCCCGGGGGAGGCCACUGGGGCUCGCCACUCCGACCCCGCCUUGAGUUUUAUUUAUUUAAAUAGUAGUCGGAUGCUUGGCACGUCGUCCUGUUAUAGGAAAUUUUUGCCUCAUCGGUUUUCCUAAUUUACAAGUGCAAUAUUUUAACCAACGCCUUGUGAAAAGCCACCUCGCCGAGAAGGUGGACACCACUUUCCAGUUUCAGGGGAGUUGCUGGUCCCAGGCACCAGCAGUGGGCAGCUGGGCCUUCUGGACUCAUGCGGCCUGGCGGGGUGUGGGUGCUUCCGUGGGAGCUCGCACAGAGAUCCAGCACCCCCCCCCGCCCCCACCCACCGAGGGAAGUGCCCCUCAGGGGCUCUGGGAAAGCAUGGCACCCUUGGACCACACAGCAGCCAAGUUCUGGAGCAAAUAAAAGGCCUGUGUUAUUUCUCA
This is a messenger RNA of Nyctereutes procyonoides (raccoon dog), 4400 nucleotides long. RefSeq names its product regulator of G protein signaling 3 (gene RGS3). Gene Ontology annotation, cellular component: plasma membrane; nucleus. The transcript is spliced from 24 exons. The coding region runs from base 218 to 3604 and encodes 1128 amino acids. The record is from RefSeq and is a predicted model, not a curated record. Gene Ontology annotation, molecular function: protein binding. Gene Ontology annotation, biological process: signal transduction. Lineage: Eukaryota; Metazoa; Chordata; Mammalia; Carnivora; Canidae.